AUCCUGGUGUGGAAGGAGCUGGAUUAUGGCACCAUGGCAGAGGGUGAGAAGCAGAUGCUGGUGUCAGAGGUGAACCUGCUGAGGGAGCUCAAACACCCAAAUAUAGUGAGGUACUACGACCGCAUCAUAGACCGGACAAACACCACUCUGUACAUUGUCAUGGAGUACUGCGAAGGCGGCGACCUGUCCAGUCUCAUCAGCCGCUGCAUCAAGGAGAGGCGCUAUUUGGAGGAGCAGUUCAUCCUGCGAGUCAUGGCCCAGCUCACGUUGGCCCUGAAGGAGUGUCACAGGCGGAGUGACGGCAGGGCCACAGUCCUUCAUCGGGACCUGAAACCAGCCAACAUCUUCCUCGACAUCAAGCAGAAUGUCAAACUGGGCGACUUUGGCCUGGCGAGGAUCCUGAACCAUGACACCAGCUUUGCAAAGACGUUUGUCGGGACGCCGUACUACAUGUCUCCAGAACAAAUAAACCGGAUGUCAUACAACGAGAAGUCCGAUAUUUGGUCUCUGGGAUGUCUGCUCUACGAACUCUGUGCCUUAUCGCCUCCUUUUACUGCUUACAACCAAAAAGAGCUGGCAGAAAAGAUCAGAGAGGGCAAAUUCAGAAGGAUCCCGUACCGGUACUCUGAGGAGCUGAACACUCUGCUCGGCAAAAUGCUCAACUUAAAGGACUAUUUGAGACCUUCUGUAGAAUCUAUUCUCCAGAGCAGCCUGCUGAGCGAGGCGGUUGCUGAGGAGCAGAGGAAGGUACAGUCGCGACUCCAAAGGAGAUCAGCUGAUUCUGAUGUUCCUCUCCACAAACCGGCAGAGACGGCGCACGCCUCGGCCACGGAGAUCAGACUGAAGGAGCAGGCGCUGCGGGACCGAGAACAAGCACUGAAAGAACGUGAGGAGCAGCUGGAGAGAAGAGAGCAGGAGCUGUGUGUUCGUGAACGACUUGCAAAUGAGAAGCUCGUGCGAGUGGAGAGUUUGCUGAAGAAUUACAGCCACCUACAGCACCACAGGGACACGACACCGAUCUAUGACAAAGACAUAGAUGCGGAGAACCUCUCUCCGGGUAAGAAGAAGGUCCACUUUGCUGGCGAGAGCAAAGAGAACCAGCGGCCCGAUGCUCUGCAGAGAGCGCCGUCCCAGGAGCUGGUGCUGCUGAGGAGGCUGCAGGCAGCGGCCCAGCGGAGCCAAGCUCUGAGUGAAAUGGAGAAGAUGUGCCAGCUCAAGAGCAGGCAAAUCCUCGGCCUGCGCUGAUCGCACAGGUGUGACCGUGAAAGCUUCUGAAGGCCUGGAGUCAUAACAACUGGAUGAAAAUGUUCAUGUGUAGCUGUGUGUGUGUGUGUGUGUGUGUGUGUUACUGUCUUAUUUUUAUGUAGCCUGAUGAGUGAGUGUGUUAUCUCGGGCAGCUAAUGCGAUUAUCAAUGUACUGUGUAUAGUUUUUUGCUGUAUUUAUGGCUGUAGACCUUCUUUAGAGACAUCUCUAGAAGAAGGGAGACUAUGUGGAAUGACAUGAUCCUGUGAUGUCAAUAAACAAAGUGAUUAUAUUCAUUAAUACAUUAAAUUAGGCAUGAUGCGAUGAUAAAUACUUGUUCUAUACCAUUUGGGUUUGUUUUUUAUUUUUAAUUUUUAUUUUAUAUAGCAGUUGAAAUGAUGUAAUAAUUUUAGUAUCUGCCAAACAGAUAUGCUGUAUUAUAGAAGGAAAGAGGAUGUGGUCUGAGAGGUGUUCUGGUGUCAGUGGAGCUGAAUCCUUCAGUUAGAGAAGAUGUUCUGCUGCCUGUACAGUAAGUGGUGUAGAGGGUCUAGAUCACAGGUGUUGAACUCUAGGCCUUGAGGGCCAGUGUCCUGUAGGUGUUAGAUAUGUCCUUAAUCCAACACAGCUGAUUUAAGUGGCCAAAUUACUUCCUUAACAUGUCUCGAAGUUCCCCAGAGGCCUGGUAAUGAAUUAAUCAUUUGAUUCAGGUGUGAUGACCCAGGGUGAGAAACCUGCAGGACACCAGCUCUUGAGGCCUGGAGUUCCCCACCCCUGCUCUAAAAUGUGUAUACUUGAUAUAUCAACAAGCAAACAUGACUGAUAAAUGAGGAAUUCUUACUCCACUCAGUUUGUGGGGAAAUGUGUGCUUCUCUUGUUUGUUGCCUAGAGACAUUACAGCUGUCUAUGUUACUUUAACAGGGAUAAAUCUGUUUGCCCGGCCACAAAAAAAGAAUCUGCCCUGGGGUCUAUCACAGGGCUGUUAUGCAAUAUGCUAUAUUUCAUAUGUAUACAGACUGUAGUGGGUCUAAGUUGGGCCAAAACUAGUUUCUCCUGUGGUUUUUCACACUAGUGUAGCAAUAGAUGUAUAUGAAAAAGAGAUAAGUUACAGGCUGGGCUGAUCAUUUUCAUAGUAAUGGAAUUGUUUUUAUAUAAUACUAGCUCCCACAAGGGGUCAUCACUUUUCCAUGAAAAGAUAUUAAAAUGCAAUUUGCAAUCAAGCCUUUGCUUUGAGUAAGUAGCAGAAUAGAUGUAACUUAUUGUUACAUCUGUCUUUAUUUCCAUUGAAGCUGGUAGCUUACUGGCUUGAUUACUGAGUUUUUUUGUGUUUGCUUGUUUGGUUGGUUUUUUCUUGGAGGGGGGGGCAACUUGUAUUUAACUU
Haplochromis burtoni (Burton's mouthbrooder) is the source of this 2621-nucleotide messenger RNA. It is a transcript of the gene nek2, whose product is annotated as NIMA-related kinase 2. Gene Ontology annotation, biological process: protein phosphorylation. The record is from RefSeq and is a predicted model, not a curated record. Gene Ontology annotation, molecular function: protein kinase activity; ATP binding. NCBI's taxonomy places the organism in Eukaryota, Metazoa, Chordata, Actinopteri, Cichliformes, Cichlidae.